Raphanus sativus (radish) is the source of this 2507-nucleotide messenger RNA. Its product is annotated as diphthine--ammonia ligase. Bases 102 to 2264 code for a protein of 720 amino acids. The transcript is spliced from 11 exons. Lineage: Eukaryota; Viridiplantae; Streptophyta; Magnoliopsida; Brassicales; Brassicaceae. The record is from RefSeq and is a predicted model, not a curated record. Gene Ontology annotation, molecular function: diphthine-ammonia ligase activity. Gene Ontology annotation, biological process: protein histidyl modification to diphthamide.
UCCUAAAUACUUAUAAAGUUCCUUUUUUUUUCUCUCUCUCUUUAAAGUCGCCGGCGACGACAUAGAGAAGAACUUCCUCUCCUCACACUGCAACUAGAGAGAUGAAGGUUGUGGCUUUAGUGAGUGGUGGCAAAGAUAGCUGCUAUGUUAUGAUGAAAUGUAUCCAGUACGGUCACGAGAUCGUUGCAUUGGCGAACUUGUUACCGGUUGAUGAUUCGGUUGAUGAGCUGGACAGCUACAUGUAUCAAACUGUAGGCCACCAGAUUAUUGUGAGCUAUGCAGAAUGCAUGAAUGUGCCAUUGUUCAGAAGAAGAAUCCGCGGUUCUUCCAGGCAUCAGAAACUUAGCUACCAAAUGACUCAAGGCGAUGAAGUGGAAGAUAUGUUUGUGUUGUUAAGUGAAGUGAAGAGACAGAUACCUUCCAUCACUGCAGUAUCUUCUGGCGCCAUUGCAUCAGACUACCAACGUCUGCGUGUGGAAAGUAUCUGUUCACGGUUAGGUCUUGUUUCUUUGGCGUUUUUGUGGAAACAAGACCAGACUUUGCUUCUUCAGGAAAUGAUAGCUAAUGGAAUCAAAGCUAUUCUAGUCAAGGUGGCGGCAAUAGGGUUGGAUCCCUCAAAGCAUUUAGGGAAAGACUUAGCCUUCAUGGAACCACAUCUUUUGAAGUUGAAAGAGUUAUAUGGAAGUAAUGUUUGCGGUGAAGGAGGAGAAUAUGAGACUUUGACUCUCGAUUGCCCGCUUUUCACUAAUGCGAGAAUCGUGCUUGAUGAAUUUGAAGUUAAGCUACACUCUCCAGACUCUAUUGCACCUGUUGGAGUUCUUCAUCCAACGAUCUUCCAUCUCGAAAAGAAGGGAAAUGCAGACUCUAAUUCGGUUGAAGAGGAGCCAGGAUUGGUGUUUGAGGUACAAGGAGAUGGUCCUAACACACCAGAAUCUACCUGCCAACUAGAUAAUGGAAUCGUUGAACAUACAAGAACCAGAGUUAACUUAUCAAAGACCGGGAAAGAAAACACAUUCUCCAUCUGCUGCUGGCUUGAAGAAGAUUCUAGUGAAUCUUCAACAGGUCUGAAAGAAGAUCUUGAGACUGUUCUUACAGAAAUUGAGACUCAGAUAUUGAAACAUGGACUUAACUGGCAGAAUGUCUUAUACAUACAUCUUUACAUCUCCGAUAUGACUGAAUUUGCUGUGGCGAAUGAGACUUAUGUGAAGUUCAUCACACAAGAGAAGUGCCCUUUUGGUGUUCCUUCACGUAGUACAAUAGAACUUCCUUUGGUACAAGCUGGUCUUGGUAAAGCUUACGUUGAGGUUUUAGUCGCCAAUGACCACAGCAAAAGGGUUCUCCAUGUACAGAGCAUCUCUUCCUGGGCACCUAGCUGCAUUGGACCUUAUAGUCAGGCUACUUUGCACAAGGGUGUACUUCACAUGGCUGGACAGUUAGGGCUUGACCCUCCCACGAUGAAUCUUCGAAACGAAGGCGCAAUUGCUGAGCUGAAUCAAGCAUUGACGAACAGUGAGGCGAUAGCUGAGGCUUUUAGAUGCUCCAUCACUUCAUCAGCUAUUCUCUUUGUGGUAUUCUGUUCAGCACGCACAGAGCAAUCAGAGAGGAACCAACUUCAUGAAAAGUUUGUUUCCUUCUUGGAUUUGGCAAAGUCUUCUCAGAGGGUAUCGAGGACACUCGACCCUAUUUUCCUUUACAUCCUCGUUCCCGAUCUUCCCAAAAGGGCUCUUGUUGAAGUAAAACCUGUCUUAUACGUUGAAGAAGAUACAGAGACCGAUGAUGAAACCAGGAAAGAUCAAUUGUGUGAAGGAGACUACAGUUGUUGGGGAUAUAAGCCAGAGAAAUGGCACCAAGACUGUAUGCAGACACGAGUUAUUGAUGGGAAAAUAUGUGUGACUGUUCUCUCCAUCUCUGCCGAAGUGAUGAGGAAGCUACAUGAACCAUCCGGUGAUGAAGAUCAACAACUGGAGAGAAUACCGAGAUUCUGUGUGUAUCUUCUCAACAAAACCUUGUCUGAAAAUUCAUUCUCUUGGCAAGACACAACGAGCUUAAGAAUACACUUCUCUACAAGUCUUGGUGUGUCCCUAAAGAGAUUAUCUGACAUGUUUGAAACUGCAUUCAAAGAGCUUAACGAGAUGAGUCACGGAGUUACAUUCAGCGGCCUGAAAGAACCUAUAUUCAAUCUGGUUCCGGUCCUUGGUGCUGGAAACACUUCUGCUUCGCUCGACAACAUCAUCACCUGUGAACUAUGUUCCCUAAGGUCAUAACCUUCCUUACCGCACAAGGAACACAAGCUUUGCCUUUCUUGACUUUUUUUAAGCAGGCUUAUCCUCUUCAAUGAGUUUCCACGGACGACGUUUGUUUGCAGUGGGGAGCCUCGUGAACGGCUAUAAUGUUUUGGAAGUCUUGUUUUACUUCGAAAGAACAACACGUAGUUGUUUUGUUUCAAAUGAAAACGCAAUGAUGUUUUGUUUGUGAACCUAAGGAAAAGAAAAAUAUUGUUUGCUUUC